Anopheles merus is the source of this 5778-nucleotide messenger RNA. RefSeq lists its product as uncharacterized. Bases 862 to 2961 code for a protein of 699 amino acids. The record is from RefSeq and is a predicted model, not a curated record. Lineage: Eukaryota; Metazoa; Arthropoda; Insecta; Diptera; Culicidae. The transcript is spliced from 9 exons.
CUCCGCUCAUUCGCGAUUAAUCCUUUAUGGUGUAAAGAUCUCUUCGCGUGCGCGUCCCGUGUUGUUCGCGUUCGCGUUGUUGCCUUUCAGCCCCGUCUGCUUUCGCUUUCGACGUUUUUAUGGUGCGAUUUAGCCGAGUGCGUGUGGUGGUGGCUGUGUCAAAAAAUCUACCAAAAUGUCCUUCGUUGGCUGCUUUGUUGUGCUUUAACUGUGCUCAAGUUCAACGCAAACGAUCCCAACCAGCAACAACAAUAAACUUUAACUUUCCUCACAGCGCGUGCUUGCGUAAUAUUUCGGUGCAUAUGUUACUCGCUAUCUAAAAAAGUGUUUAAAUUUGUGGAUUUAUGUUUCAUUCCCGAACCUGUUGCAUUAUGAGUGCAAAACCGAAGUGAAGUGCAUUAAAACAUGAAGUAGUUUAGCAACGAUGCUUUAGCAAUUCCGGUCAGUGUCCAACAGUUAUAUGGCGACAAAUAAUGCUUCAAAACUGUGUUAAAAAGUGCAAAACACCGAGGGUGUAAACAACGGCCGGAAGCAAGCGCAACAAAGAGAGCAGUACGCGUUAAGCGCCCUUCACCAAAAUCCAACCCAGUGCCCUUGCCCUGCCGCGCCCGUUUGCGUUCAGUGAUAUGUUGAGUGAGUGUUAUGGACAUUCUGACGACAGCCGAACGGGCGUGUAAAAUUCUGCUGCUUUUGCUUUCGCCGCCCCGUACGUGUGGUGCAGCGCGUGCCGUGUGCUUUCCGUUUGACGGCGACGCGAAUAUGCACUUUUGUUUGAUGCAGUAGCGGAGCUGCAUCCUCUUCUCUCCCCUCCCCCCGCCCCUGCGCCCUCCCCGACAAGUAGGAAGCUGAACGGAAAAGAAAAUGUUGGGUGCACUGAAGCGUCGAUGGAGGACUACGAGAAGAUCCGUUUCAGCUGACAAUCAGUACGAGGCGGAGCGAGAAGGCCUGAGUGAAAUAAUUGCCUCCCCACGGUACCUGGAGUUCCUGAAAAACUAUCGCGAGGAAGCGGCUGCUGCGACGGCCGCGUCCGAUGCGACCCUAUCCGCAUCAUCGCCGCGCUACAUCGAGGUACGGAAGGGACGAAUCGUGCUCGAAUCAUCCCAACAGCAGCCGCCGCCACUCCCGAUCCGGAACGGCGGUGCCGCACUCCUGCCGGAUGGAGAAAAGACUGAUCUUCAACACCAGCAGCAGCAGCAGCAGAUACACCAUGGCCGAGAUUCGGUUUUACGAAUCAACCGUGAAAAGGUCGGACCCGCUGGAUGCCCGAUGGUCCCGGCGACCCUGUCGGAAGUUGGGUACGAGCAUGAUGCAUCUACACCGCUACCGCCGCUGCCCCCAUCGCCACCGUCCUCGCCGACGGCACGCCAAGGAUACAGCCCGAACUCUUCUUCUCCCGUGCACGAGUGUGGGAAACUUGUGCGCAACACUUCCGGUUCGGUUUCGGACUCCUGCAAGAACACGGAAAUGUUGGAAGCUCGCAUUGCAGAACUAGAAGAGGCCUUAUUAAAGCUACAAGAACGAGUAAACCAAAGCCAAUGCAACUCGCCAACAUUGGAAAAGGAGAUAAAGGAGCAUUUAGAAGUUAUGAGCAAAGCGAUGAGGACAAAGGAUCGAAAAUCGAUGCAAGUGUGCCGAGAGCAUAAAACACUGCAGGUACGCUUUCAGAAGCAGGAAAACAGCCUGAUGGCGCUGCAGAACGAGAACAAAUCGCUACACCAAAGAGUACGGCAGUACGAAACAUGCCUGGACGACAUCAUGCGCAAGGUGGUGGAUGCGCUGGUGGCCGAGGACAGCCUGCGGGACGAGGUGGCAAUACUGAAGGGCCGGGUGCGGGAUCUGGAGGCACAAAAUGCGGCCCUCGUCACCACGCACGCCAGCCCGGCCAAGAGUCGCGACGAGGGCUACUGCACGAUGAGCUCGGGCCAGCCGCAACCGCCGGCGGAGGGCCACCUGGAGGAGCUGCCGGAGGAGCCGGAACAGUGGCUAAUGUCGGCGGAACCGUGCACCGCGGACAUGGAGGACUGGAGCAUGUCGCAGGAGGAGCUGGUGACGGCGCUGGACGAGGAAAACCACGAGUGGAUCUGGAACUCCAACUUUCUGACGUCGGCAGAAACACAGACUGAAGAAAUAACCGCCCUGCUGCACGACCAGAUUAUAUACUCAGAAGAUGAGGAGGUAACGUGUACGAACUUCACGCGUGACUUUUAUCGACUAGUCAGCUUCACGUCCGGCAGUACGCGCAGCUUGCAUUCACCGAUGGCGGCUGGCGGCACGGUCGGCGAGAGCGGAGAUCUGAGCGGGAGCGAGCUGAAGGAAGCAAGCAGCAAGAACGGUAGCAACACCGCCACGCGCGGGGCUCGCCGAACAGCCAAAGGAGGAGCGGCGUGCGACAGCAGCGACGAGGAUGAUGCCAACGGCAGCCGAUCCCAAAGUCCAACGCCGAGCGAAGGUGGCCGGGCCCAGGUACUCAGCUGCUCGUCCAGCGAAUCGAGCGAUGCACUAACGGAGAAGCUACAGCUGCCCGCAUCGGCGUCGUCCAUGUCGUGCAGUGCAAGCACCACCAUCGAUGAGGAGGAUGAAGUAGUGUUGCGGAGCAACCCGGCACCGAAGAAGGGUGCCCAAUCGCUGCCUGAAUCACCGAAUCGCCGCUACAUGGGCAAGCAGCAGGCCGAUGCUGUAGCAAUCAACCCGCCGCUCUCGCUCAACACGGCCGACCUGCUGCAGGAUGUACUGAUCACGUGCCACAAUCAGCUAAACGGAAAGGCGGCCACGAAACAGGAAAGCACGGCAGCCGCACGGUCCCAAUCGCCCGCAUCGGCUACGUGGCGAAGAAGCACUGGAUGGAGGCGGGUUCAGCGUGGCAACGGUGUCCACGAAACGCACAUCCCCGUCCCGAUCGGAGCGAAGGAUCGGUUAAAAUCGCCUCCGCCGGUGCCGAUCCGCCGGACCUUCGCCAGCUAGCCGAAUGUCCAUCGCAGCCAUUAACAACGGUGUUUCGCUAAUUUACCUAGCAGGGGGUGUAGGUGUAACAGCUGGGGUCUAACCGUACAACUGGUGCUCGUUGCGCACAAGUCCCAAACAUGCCCAAGACUUAUAAAUAAUGUCGAAUUAAUCAGGUUAUGAAAAGCAAGCGUUUUACAACACAGCGUUGUGCACACUAAUAUACACCAUGGUAGUAGUACCGGUUGGGUUUCGUUUUCGCCAGACAUUGCAAGCAAUAGUGUUACGUCUCGAAACUAUGUGGAGUUAGACAGGACAUUAAGAAAGCACACAUCCUCACAAAUACUUACUAAAAUUAUACAGUUAUACACGAAAACCAUGUAACACCUUUAUAGUUAGAGUGAAGGAAGAAGCAAACACUAACAGGGCAUACUAACCGCUUAACGUAGCAGUCGCGUUAAGGGCUACGUUAAAUGAUCCCUCACAAACAAAAAACGUCGUUGAAGCAAGUAGAAGAAAGCAGAGGAAAGAAAAAAAGAACUCUAGAUUGUAAGAUAACAACAUUUGUGAUAAUACGUUUAAAAACAUACAACAACUCAAAACAAAGAGAAGAAGCAAAUGAGGCGCAACCUUCGCGAUGCAAGCGCUGCGCCAAAAUCGUACUGAUAAAUGACGGCAACGACACACUCACUGAUACGCCUCAUACAUAAACUGCCACCAGACAAGGUCGUCUAAACCUCAUCCACACAGAAGCUGGCGUAUGCAGUGAACUAUAUUCUCUAUAUUGAUAAUAGGCGGAGCAGGGUAGCGCUUGGGUGGGUUUGAAACUGUUGGACAAUAAGAAUUUUUGCAGCAUUUCUCUCGCCGCAUGAGGGUUUGGCGUGAGGAUGGAGACACACUCAGUAAAUACUAUCCCCCAGCGGAACCGAAAUCAACUAAAAAGAGGUUGUGAGCGAAUGAAAGUAAUGCCACAAAAGAGUACGGAAUCUAUACAACUUUACUUUGUUGUUCGAAUGCGUGCGGAUGAUCAGAACUCAGAACUAUUUCUUAUAAGCGAUAAUCGUAGUCGAUCGAUCGGUGAUUGAUAUACUACGUGUUGCAAAACCUAUGGAGAAGAAUGCAAUCGUUCGUUCUGGAGAUGAUGAUAAUAGCAAAGAGCACGCUAAACGAAUGCUAGCUUCCUUUUUUGUAGACAUUACUGGUCUGAGUUGAAUUGGUAAUAUUUUACAGAUAAGUAAAAGGCAACGUUUGCUACUUCAACAGUUCUUUCACAAUGAUUUACACAACUUAUUACCGCUUUCUAAAUUAAAUAUCUACUGCGGUGAGCUUAUUUAAUAGAUGGCUAAAAAGAUGCUUUACACGCUAUUUGCUUUGAUGAGCAUAUCAGUUCAUGUUGUUGAAUAUUUUUAAUGCUGAUCAAUGUGAUCAACCAAACGAUGCGUUUCCUUUGCUCACGCAUGUUGCUUACUGUUGUUUUAUUUUCUUCUUCUUUUUUUUUGCAAAAUGAUAAGAAUUUAAACGUACAUCUUUUUUUUUUGCAAAUCACAGCCCUCACUAAUACUCCCGUUUUGGAGUUGCUGAACAACAUUAUCGAUUGUUGUUGAAAGACAACAGGAUCGCUUCGUAUAGUGUUACUUGUGAGUGUUUUACGUGAACCGUAUGUAAUAUCAGCCAACUUCGCAUGUCUGUAGCAUUUCUACCGUCUUCUCGCUUCAUAUCUUACCGUUGUCUAUACAUAAUAGUUGCGAUGAGUUUUAUUGCACGAAUUUGCUUAGCCGCAAAACAACGUAGGAAACAGUAAUAGAAGGUGAGUGCAGGGAAUGGGUUGCCACACGAAACGCAACGGGAUGGAAUGGAGAAUGAACACAGAUGAAAACAACACGAAAGGUACAAAAUGGAAUGAGCUCUGGUAUGUGUGUUGGGUGUUGCAAUUACUAUAGACAAGAACGUAACUAGAAGAUAUGAUAGAGAGGUAUUGGGUCCGUUACGGAAGAGUGUAGCCAUGUUAAAGCAGAUUAGAAAUCAACCAAAAUCAAACAAUUCUCUUUACCAUUUACUCUACAAACUGCAUUUCCGUUAACAGAGCGUAUCGUCCUUACACUUGUUCUUAGUAGUCACUAUCCAAUUCGUAUUCACUCAGUACUGUGGUCCCUGCCUGUGGGUCUAAAUAUUUUACUGUGUUACCUAGGGCAUAACCAAUAACAUUGCAUGUGUCGUUGUGUAGAAGAGUGUCGUUCAGAAUAAAAACAAGUUUGGUACGUGGACAUCCUAGAUAGAGUGACGGGGGGUAGAUUACACGUAAGGUACUCGCGAUGAUUCGCUAGGCGGACCCAGCAUUAUACACACACACACAGCUAGUAGCAUUACUGUUUGUUUUGUGACUGUGGAGGUGUUCGAAAUAUCAUCAAUCACUCAUGCACACAUCAUAACGGAGGUGGAGAGUAGCGUUAUUUUCUUCUUCUUGUCAGCAGGUUGUACAUGUACUAUAAUUUCUCCUUGUAUACAUACUAAACGUUGAAAACCGUACUGAGACGACGCAAUGCAUUAUACACUAUUUACUUUUGUAAUAGGUUCAUAUAUAUAUAUACACAUAUAAGUAUCUGCUAGAGGGACUUUUACUAUUUAUAUCGAACUUCAUAAUACGCCGCACUACGAGUAGGGUGUGGAAUAUAACAUGUCCGGGUACGUUGGUAGAACGUGCAGACAUUUGUAGAACGUGAGCGUGUCUGCCACAGAUACACUGUGGACACAUAGAAUGGCCUUCGCCGACCGAAGAAAGAGUAGAGUUUGGGAAAACGAUUCAAAAUAGUAAUAUUAAAACUUUUUCAAACUAAUCAA